Hemicordylus capensis (graceful crag lizard) is the source of this 4296-nucleotide messenger RNA. Its product is annotated as protein PML-like. The transcript is spliced from 9 exons. Gene Ontology annotation, cellular component: PML body; chromatin; nucleoplasm. NCBI's taxonomy places the organism in Eukaryota, Metazoa, Chordata, Lepidosauria, Squamata, Cordylidae. Gene Ontology annotation, molecular function: zinc ion binding; ubiquitin-protein transferase activity; nucleic acid binding. Gene Ontology annotation, biological process: PML body organization; positive regulation of DNA-templated transcription; intrinsic apoptotic signaling pathway in response to DNA damage. Bases 324 to 2594 code for a protein of 756 amino acids. The record is from RefSeq and is a predicted model, not a curated record.
GAAGUACUUUUUCACACAAUGCAUAAUCAGCUUGUGGAAUUCUCUGCCACAAGAUGUGGUGACAGCCAACAACCUGAGUGGCUUGAAGAGGGGUUUGGAUAACUUCAUGGAGGAGAGGUCUAUCGUUGGCUACUAGUUGGAGGGCUAUAGGCCACCUCCAGCCUCAAAGGCAGGAUGCCUCUGAGUACCAGUUGCAGAGGGGCGACGCAUGAUGGCACAUCCUAGCACGCUGACCAUUGGAGCUGCUGGAAGCAGACGCUGUCCGUCUGGGCAGGCAAUCUGCCCGCCCAGGAAAGCCAAGACGAUCGUCUGCAGGGAAGGAGAUGGAUAAAGAAUUCCAGUUCCUCUUGUGCGAGGGAUGCCAGAAGGAAGUCAAGUGCCCCAAGCUCAUCUCCUGCCUCCACAACCUCUGUGCCGAAUGCCUCGAGUCAAUAAGUUCCUGCCCCAUAUGUGAGACCCCACACUCCCAAAAUGCAGAGACCCCCGCCCAGGACAACUGGCUCUUUGCAAAUCUUCAGGCCAAGCUAAGCAUCUACCGGAGGAUCACCAGUGGCCAAGACUUGAUGUGUGACAACUGUAAGAAGGAGGCGAGCUUUUGGUGUUCUGACUGUGAAGAGUUCCUUUGCAGCUCGUGUUUUGAAUUCCACCAGAGAUACCUGAAGAGGGAGAGCCAUGAAGCUAAAGCACUCAAGGAUCUCAGGGCUGAGUCUCUUAAUGAAUGCCUUGCAGGGAUCAGGAAGCUCAGCAUCAUGUUCUGCUCCAAAGGGAGCCACAAUAACCAAAUUCUAAGUAUCUACUGCCCAGAUUGCAGGAAGUGCAUGUGUUGCACCUGUGCCCUGUUGGACAGCAAACACAGUGGGCAACACUGUGACAUCCAAAGCGAGAUCCAACGCAGAAAGAAUGAGCUUCAGAGUAUGAGCACGGAGCUGAAGGAGAAGAAGAGCAGCUACGAGGAAACUCAUGGCAGCCUCCAACAACUGGUGGAAAGCAUGGAGGAGGUGAGGAACGAAACUGCCAAGCAGAUCCAGCAGAAGGUUGAGGAGAUGGUGCGGGUGGUGCAGGAGAAGGGGAAGAAGCUGCUGGCCGAAGUGGAAGAUCAGCACCGCCAGCAAGUCCAAAAUGUAGAGGAGAAGCUGCAGCACCUGGAAGGGGUGCUCCAGAGGAUGGCCUCCAGCGAGCGGAUGGUGGAGAAGAUGCGUCUCUAUGCCUCCGACCAGGAGGUGAUGGACAUGCACCUCUUCAUCAAGGAGUCCCUGAAGGAGCUCCAAAAGAAACAGCUGCCCGCCAUCAAUUUCCAGAUCCAGAUCCAGAAUUUUGCUGAGGUCAAAACGCAACUCCAGGCUUUGUUCGAGAGAGUGACGAAAGAUAAGGAAGCUGUCCCAGAUAGAUCUGAAGAAGCCUCCAAGCAGGUUGGUAGAAUAAAGAUUAGCAACAUAGUAGGUAACUGUGUGACCCGCAUACUUAAGAAACACUCAGUCAACUCACCGGCAAAGAGAAAAAUGCAAGAGGGUACAGCUGUUCAGACCCUUCCAAAAGUGUUCAAAACUGAUCCUGGUGACAGUGAAGGGAAGAAAUCAGCCAGCCAGGCGAGCUGCAGUCCUCUUGAACAGCCAGGGACCAGUGCUGCAUCUGCAUCAGCACGUAGCUCAGGAGAAGUCACUGGUGACAAUGCACAAGGCAGUCCCAUUCAUUUCUCGCAGUCAUUGGAAUCAGAUGACCCCAUAUGUUUGGGCAGCUGCUCUGACGAGGAAGACAGCAAUGACGAAUCUGCGGGCUCCAGCUUCCUAGAGGGAACCGAGAACUGGCUGGAAGAACUCAACACACCCGAGGAGCUGGACUCGGAGAAUGGGGACUUGGUGUUCUUUGACGUGAAACUUCUAUCAGAAAUCAUUCAUCUGGUGGCUUUUUCAGGCACAAGUUGCUUCUCCAUCAAGUUUCAAGAAGAUAUGAAAAAUAACUUUUGUGAGAUUGGUCUGGAGGACUUCCUUCAACACCUCCAGUUCUUCCAGAAGCCCAUUCUAGUGGGCUACGACCUCUGGUCCAUGGACCUCCCAGCCUUGGUCAAUGCCUUGGAAGCCGUCAACAAGGGGGAAUUUUUUGAAGCGUCCAUUUGUGGUUUCCUAGAUGCCCUGCCUCUUAUUAAAGAGAAACAUCCUAAGAUCCCCAGCUAUAAGCUGGAGCAUUUAGCCAACAACUACUUGGGGAGGGAUUGGGGUGCCACCCAUGCUAGAGAGUGUGCCGAGACUGUGAAGCACCUGUGCGAUGUCCUGGAUGUUUUCUCUCCACCCACGGAGAGAAAACCUGUGAUCUUGUAUUCUAGCCUGCGAUGCUACGCUUCCCUCCAGCCCCUCCUGAGAAUGAAACUCCUCUCCAGGCCCUCUCUGCAGACUUUGGCCCUACAGAAUGUCAGCCUUUCCACCUUACAGUCUGUGUACCACGAGGACCCAGAAAAUGGCCUUAAAAAAUUGUGCCGGUACCUGAAGUCCAGGUGCAGGAGCCCUGAGAAGAGAAUCCUGAAGCUGAGUAAGAUUCGGAUCUAUUUCCAAACUCCUUCAUCAGCAGCUCGGUGUCCAUCGCCUGCAGCAACACACUGAAGUCUAGCUGCAACCCCAUGGGGGUGAGACCAUCUACAGCCGGCAAAGCCACUUACCAGGGCAGUUCACGUGAUCAUAAUUGGGAUAGGAGAAGCCCCCUCCAUUAAUGCAGGAUCUGUGCUUGCUCCCAAUAUAGGAUCCUCUGUCUUUUAAAAACAAUGUCGGAGGUGCUGGCUGUGGCCAUGUGCUGAGCAGUAGCUCCAUCGGAGGGCUCCCUUUUUCUAGGGGUGUGCAUGAGCAGUUCAUCUCGAACUGAUUCGCUUCGAACCGGGCCCGGUUCGAAGGUUCAACCAUGGACCCAACUGGGGGGAAAGCCGGUUGGGAUUUGAGCAGGACUGGCCAAACCAUGCUGGCCCCUCUGAGUGAUGGCCACACCCCUGGGCAUGAUGUCUUGCAGGGGGUGUUGCAGGUGUGUGCGAGGGUCUGCCACAGAGAGGGGCGAACACGAGCCCCCUCUCCCCUAGUUAGACAGCUGUUUUCACCCACAGACACUCUGCAAAUGGGAUUGCCUACUCUAAUUAUGAUCAUAUGAACAAGCCUACCAUCUUCCUGAGAAAAGCUUCUUCCUUACAAUGGCUGGCCCAUAGAUGGGGGACCAAAUGCCAGUUGCAUCAGAUUGAGUUGGCCGAUGGAAGGGCCAUUGUGGCCCUUGGACUGCUCAGGCAUAGCUAUGGUCCAUGGACCAGAGCAGCUGCUGUUGGACUACAACUCCCAUAAUCCCUGAUUAUUGGCCACUGUAGCUGGGGAUGAUGGGAGUUGCAGUUGAACAACAGCUGGCAGGCCAAAGUUGUACUGCCCUAUAUGAGUUACUAUAUAGUUCUAUUUUAGUUCCAAAAGUUCAGGACUUCUGUUCAUCAUCAGGGUAAAUUGUAAAUUUUGGAUCCAGGUGGAGAUGUGUCCAAACACGGUGGUAUACGUUCAUGAGACUUUGGAAUGCUCUCCCGGUGGGCAUCCACUCCCCAGUCUCCAUCAUCGUUUUUAGAAAGCAAUUUUCAUCAUUGAAAAUUGUAAAUUUUGUAUCCAGGUUGAGAUGUGUCCAAACAUGGCAGUAUACUUUCAGGAGACUUUGGAAUGCCUCCGGUUCCCAGUCUCCAUCACAAUUUUUAGAAAGCAAGUAAAAUCUCAGCUUAGGAACAUAGGAAGCUGCCAUAUACUGAGUCAGACCAUUGGUCUAUCUUUCUCAGUAUUGUCUUCACAGACUGGCAGAAGCUUCUCCAAGGUUGCAGGCAGGAGUUCCUCUCAGCCCUAUCUUGAAGAUGCUGCCAGGGAGGGAACUUGGAACCUAGAUACUCUUCCCAGAGCGGCUCCAUCCCCUGAAGGGAAUCUCUUCCAGUGCUCACACAUCAAGUCUCCCAUUCAUAUGCAACCAAGGCAGACCCUGCUUAGCUAAGGGGACAAGUCAUGCUUGCUACCACAAGACCAGCUCUGCUCUCCUUUUUACCCAGGCUUUUAAAGGAGUGUUAUGUUUGCUGCUGCUUUAUAUCUUAUGGUUAUAUUGUACAUGUUUUAAAACUUUGAAUUAGAUUUGUAUUUUUAUAUUCAGUUUGAAUUCUCAUUGUGUCGGUUUUUAAUGGUUUUAUUCCAUUUUAAUUCUUAUUGUGUCAUGUUUCUAUGGUUUUAUGUUGUUUUUCAAUGUUUUGUCAACCGCCUUGAGAUUAUUUUUAAUGCAAGGCGGUAUAAAAACUUAACAAUAAAUAAAUAA